Zea mays is the source of this 1054-nucleotide messenger RNA. RefSeq names its product SAUR-like auxin-responsive protein family. Gene Ontology annotation, biological process: response to auxin. The transcript has a single exon. The coding region runs from base 165 to 542 and encodes 125 amino acids. The record is from RefSeq and is marked validated. Lineage: Eukaryota; Viridiplantae; Streptophyta; Magnoliopsida; Poales; Poaceae.
CUUCAUAUCGACCCCGCUCCAGUGCUCCACCAUCUCACUUUCGAUCGCGAGUUCCAACUUCCAAGCUAGCUAGUCGUCGUUGCCGUCGUCGUCCCGACCGCCAGCUAGCGCUCGUGGUACGUACGUGCGCGUAUACGCGCGUGCGCGCUCAAUACAACACACACAUGGCGAUCGUCAACAAGAAGCAGGGCGGCGCGGCGGCGUCGGGGCUGAAGCACAUCCUGAAGCGGUGCUCGAGCCUGGGACGGCGCCAGCAGCAGCAUCAGCGCAGCGUUGGGGAGGAUGAGAAGGAGGAGGAGGAGGCCACGGGGCUGCCGUCCGACGUGCCGCGCGGCCACUUCGCGGUGUACGUGGGCGAGCGGCGGCGCCGGUUCGUGGUGCCCAUCGCGCUACUGGACCGCCCCGAGUUCCGGACCCUGCUGCGGCGCGCCGAGGAGGAGUUUGGGUUCGCGGGCGCCGGCGGCGCCGGCGGCGCCCUCGUCCUCCCCUGCGAGGAGGUCGCCUUCCGCUCCCUCACCUCCGCGCUCGCCUGCGCCCGGUGAACGCGCGCCCGUGUCCUGCCGCCGCGUGCUUGGGAUUUGGAUGCCCCCACGGACGCUGCGGCGCCGCCUAUUCGAGAUUCGGUUCAUUGGUUCGGCCCACAGGCCACAGCUAGCUCACUCGCUCGGCGACGGCGAGAGCACCUACGAUGUUAAUGGCGUGUGUAAAUAUCGAUUAUUAGAGAAGAGAUACAGGUGGUGGUGCAUGGCAUGCGCCCGCCCACCCGCCCGGACCGGCACUGGUGAUCGACGGCCGGGCGACGGAGGAGGAGAUCGAUGGAGUGAUAUGGAUGCAUGGACGGAGCGAGAGCUCCAGAGCUUCACUGCUGGCUAUUUGACUAGCUGUUGGCCGCUGCUCUGUGCUCUACAUGUACGUUGUUUGUGCUGCGUUCUGUCUGUUCAUGGCCGGACUCCUGCUGCAAGUAGAUAUGGUUAGGCCAGCCAGUGCGACAAGUGAACCAUCAUCAAUGUUUUCUUAUUUUUUUUCUAUACAUGCAAAGAUAUUGAUGGCAAGC